AUGUUGUUAAAACUAUAUAUGGAAAAGCGAAACAUAUUGUUGAGUGUUCAAUUAAUUAUUGUUAAACAAGAGCGUAAAACAAUAUCUCAAGAUCUUAAAAUUCGUCUUUUUAGUAAACUUGAUAAUUCUCAAAGGCGCAAUAAAAUACUUUGUCUAUCUCAAUGUAUUUUGGAUAUUGUUAAAGAAGAAAAAGGGAAUACAUUAUAUCCAACUGAUCAAAUAAAACUUAAGCAAAUAAAAUUUGAAACAUGUGAUGAUUUAUAUAAUAUAUUGUUUGAAAAGUUAGAUAAAAUAAAAACCACAAUAAGGAUUGAAGGAGUAGUUAAAUCUUUGGAUAAAAAUCAUAUUUCAAGAAAAGCUUAUCAAUCUUUAGAACAAAUUGAACAAGAUAUUUCAUGUGAAAAAGCAGUAUCUAGAGUUCUGAACAG
Funneliformis geosporum is the source of this 428-nucleotide messenger RNA. The record is from the annotation of a GenBank genome assembly. NCBI's taxonomy places the organism in Eukaryota, Fungi, Glomeromycota, Glomeromycetes, Glomerales, Glomeraceae.